AUGCGUAAAAUUGUCAUAAACACCGAUCGUGGAGGUUUAAUUACGUAUCAUGGUCCCGGACAGCUCGUAGUCUAUCCGAUAAUAAAUCUUCGAUGUAAAUCCUUACAAGGUCGUGGUUUAAGGUGGUAUGUUGGUGCUUUAGAGGAAGCUGGAAUUAAACUAUGUUCACAAUUUGGUGUGACUGCAUUUGCUGGUGGAGAUUCUGAAACUGGUGUAUGGAUUAAUUCUAGGCACAAAGUCAUGGCUAUUGGUAUCCGCCAGAGCAGUUCAAUAACAUAUCAUGGCAUAGCACUAAACUGCACCACUGAACCACUUUCGUGGCUAAGGCAAAUUGUUCCUUGUGGUUUAGUUGAUCGAGAUGUUACGUGUUUGAGUGAAGCUUGCGGCAAACUGUGCACACCGAAGGAAGUGGCACCUAAAAUGUCCGACUGUCUGGUUUCAAGUUUGUUCGAAUCACACAUGAACAAGCAGAGCAAGGUUAAUUACCAAUUUCGCAAUGAUAUGCCUGGCGAUCAGUAUAAUUUUAUGCUCAAUAUCAACGGCACUAAUGACGGUUGUCCAGAAUCACUUUCAGUUAGUAAAUCUUGGUCUUGUGUGUUGACAAUCAAAAAUAAUUAA
Molecule: messenger RNA, 618 nt
Organism: Schistosoma turkestanicum
Lineage: Eukaryota; Metazoa; Platyhelminthes; Trematoda; Strigeidida; Schistosomatidae
Source: the annotation of a GenBank genome assembly